GCGGUGCGCUGCCAUUCAGAAUGUUUCUGGCCACACUGCACCUUGACGACGCCGACGACGCUGGCUGACGGCGUGACGAAAAUCGUCGUCGUUAUUCAUUCGUGUUCGACCAUCACAUCAGUUAACAGCUUUCGUGUAUUCUUCCAAUAAAAGAUCAGUAAAUCUAGUUGCAUCGCUUUUAUUCUCUUACCUUAUUAGUGACCCCGACGAUUAGGAACGAUAUUCCCAAAGAAAGGGUAAGAAAAACACACUAAUUAAUACACUUUGGGCGCAAUUGGCUGUGUGUCGGAUUUUUAUUGUCGUUUCAUGACUGCCUCUCGACUGCUGCACAUCGCAAUUUUGCCAAGGCGCCCAUCCGCGACAACAAGAUGGCGGAACAGAGUCUGAAAGACGAAAUCACCCGAUUGCAAGGCGAGCUGCAAGCGGCACGCGCGGCUGCUACCAACGUCAACGAGUUUGCAGCAGGCGGUACUGCCGCUGUAAACACAACUGCCGGUGCUGCCAGUGGUGCGAUAAACAAAAUCGGAAUCAAGAUCGGACCUUUUUGGAAACGCGAUCCAACGCUUUGGUUCGCACAACUCGAAGCACAGUUUGCGCUUGCGGGGAUCUCCCGUGAAGAUACGCGAUACUAUCACGUCUUGGCAGCUAUCGAUUCCGAAAUUCUCGCCUGUUGCUCGGAUAUUAUCCGCGAUCCGCCUGCUGCCGGACAGUACACCGCAAUCAAGGACCGGAUCACCAAGGAAUAUAGUACGAGCGAACAAAACAGAAUGCAGCAGCUGCUACGUGGAUGUGAGUUGGGUGACCGCAAACCCUCACAACUUCUUCGAGAAAUGCGAGACCUCGCUAGAGACGUCAUCACCGACGACAAGAUCAUCAAGUCCCUGUGGAUGCAGCAGCUUCCCGAAACUACGCAAGCCGUGCUCAAAGUGUCGGAGGACACACUACAGCUACAUCAGCUUGCUGAACAAGCUGACAAGCUCGCUGACGUAACCAGAAACCGAAUCGCAGCGUCUACAGUUGCUGCACCGGACGACAAAAUGGUUUUCGACAUGGCAGAACUGCGUGCUGAAAUUGCCGAGCUUUCAAGUGAGAUCGCCGCUUUUCGUCAAACGCGGGGUCGAUCUCGCAACCGAAGCUUCAGCAGGCAGCAAGGUACCCGAAGCACCUCCCGAGACCAACACCCGUAUUGCUACUACCACCGACGAUUUGGCACCGCCGCAAAGAAUUGUCGAGAACCCUGCCAGUUUAAACCAAAAAACUGA
Messenger RNA from Aedes albopictus (Asian tiger mosquito), 1262 nucleotides. RefSeq lists its product as uncharacterized. The record is from RefSeq and is a predicted model, not a curated record. The transcript has a single exon. Lineage: Eukaryota; Metazoa; Arthropoda; Insecta; Diptera; Culicidae. Bases 369 to 1262 code for a protein of 297 amino acids.